AUCAAAUGUGGAUAUCGAGAAUAGUGAGCCGUCUCGCCUCCAAAAACACUGUUAAAAGUGUUUUCCCAUUCCCCAAUUCACCGCAAUUAUCAGUUCGUUUCCUUCCUUACGAUUCUGAUGAUAGUGAGCGAAAAGCUUUUCUUAAAAACCUACUAAAUAAUUUUAAAUUUUGAAGGAAAACCUGUUCGGAUAACCAACUUGGUUGAUAGAAAACUUAACAAAUUAAGAACCUGAGAUGACGAAAACUGAUAUGAUGAGGCGGGAAUUGAUUAAACGUUCUAUAGGUGCCGCAAAAGACCGGGUCGCGUUAGGGAUGUUCAAUCAAGCACUAAAUGCUUACUGUGCUGUUGAAAGUAUGAAUAUGUCUAAAGCAGAGGAGUUUUAUGGCCCACUGUUAAAGUUUUUGAUUGAUCGUGAGAUGAUUCGUGAGUUUUACAUGUUAUCUGAGUACUUGAAGAUGGAUGAAGCUACACAUUGCUACUAUGACAUGGUCCUGUCUUUAAAACUGGGAGAUGUGGUUAAACUUCCAAGUCUUGUUGCAAAGAUGGUGGUUGUGUCUAAGCCUUCAAGACUUGAGAUGUUUAUCAGAAGAUUCUGUGACUCGUUUGAGGUACCUCUGACCAUUGAUCUGGUCAAUUUUAUGUUAAAAUGUGACUUAAAUGUGACAUCAAGCGUACUUGAUCCCAUACUAAAGGCAUGUGAUAAGUGCAAUGAUCGACAUUAUUUGGUCCGAUGCAUCUUUUCAAUAAUAAAGGAUCAUAAUCUUCGUGCAAGCACUGAAUCAUUCGGCAUUAUGAUUAGGUUGCUUGUCAAAUUGGAUGAUAUAAUUUGAGGGUGCCUAUGCUAUUUUAGAUUAUCUGAAGAGAUUGGAUUUAUCCCCAACUACUAACAUGUACAAUACCAUAAUGUUGGGAUAUCUUCAAAAGAAGCAUUUUCAUAGAGGAUUGAAGGUUCUGGACGACAUGGAUGCUUCAGGUGUAAAGCCAGACUGUCACAGUUUUACCUAUCUUAUAAGCCACUGCACCAGCGAAGACGAAAUUAAUAAGUAUCAUGAUAUGAUGGAUGGGAUGGGAACUCCACCAACAAAACACCUACACAAGGCUUUAAUUCAGUCGUAUGUAGCAUGCAAAUCAUUAGAGAGAGCUAGGCAUGUCGUCAAAGAGAAUGGCACGUCAGACAUAUUGCAUAGUGAGCUUAUGAACACUCUUGCAUACUCCUUGGCCUUACAUGGUGAAGUUGAAGAAGCCAGGCGUGUUUAUGAUCAAGUACUACAAUCACAAGGAACUAUUGAGCCUCUUACGGCUUUAUGUUUAAUUCAAAGACUCGAUUCCGCAGACAACUUGAAGUACCUUCUAGAGCUUCUUAAGCAUCUAACAGAUACUGAUCUAUGGGAUGCCGGGUGUUCGAGCAUUUUGUUGUUUUGUGUUCGCCACAAGAAUCUAGAGUUUAGUCGUCUAUCCUCGUAACGCUUUUUUAACUUGAAAUUUGAACUCUCUUGUAUUUUUAUGAAUUAAACUUAAGCUUGCAUAUAUUUAUUGACUAAACAAACAGCCAGUGGAUUCUAUUA
Messenger RNA from Erigeron canadensis, 1567 nucleotides. RefSeq names its product pentatricopeptide repeat-containing protein At4g21880, mitochondrial-like. Gene Ontology annotation, molecular function: protein binding. The transcript has 8 exons. The coding region runs from base 236 to 832 and encodes 198 amino acids. The record is from RefSeq and is a predicted model, not a curated record. NCBI's taxonomy places the organism in Eukaryota, Viridiplantae, Streptophyta, Magnoliopsida, Asterales, Asteraceae.